Racocetra persica is the source of this 417-nucleotide messenger RNA. The record is from the annotation of a GenBank genome assembly. NCBI's taxonomy places the organism in Eukaryota, Fungi, Glomeromycota, Glomeromycetes, Diversisporales, Gigasporaceae.
AUGCUGGUUAAGUCUCCUGCAACUGGUAUCAUUCCAACUCCCGAAAAUUAUGGAAAAAUCUUAAAGCAGAGGGAUAUCAAUUUCUAUAUAAAAAAGUAUAUGAGUGGCUUACAAACCAGAAUGAAUAGCAAAAACAUGCCCCACCACCAAAGAUACUCCAUGGAUGUAGCUAGCAGGUUCAAGGCGAGUGUUCCUCUCACAUCGAAGAAAAGUUCAGAGGUUGCUAAAGCAUUCGAAAAAAUUUAUGAUAAUUCCAAUAACCCUCUUAUAUACCCGACACUUCUACAAUGUGAUAAUGGGAAAGAAUGGGCAGGACAGACAAGCCAACUAAUGAAAGAACAUGGUGUAGUAAUUCGAGUUAUUGGUCCAUAUUCCUAUCGUGGUAUAGCAAUUGUGAAGAGAUUUAAUAAACUCUAG